Messenger RNA from Hypomesus transpacificus, 842 nucleotides. Its product is annotated as protein shisa-like-2A. NCBI's taxonomy places the organism in Eukaryota, Metazoa, Chordata, Actinopteri, Osmeriformes, Osmeridae. The transcript is spliced from 3 exons. The coding region runs from base 1 to 504 and encodes 167 amino acids. The record is from RefSeq and is a predicted model, not a curated record.
AUGAGCGCAGACUGCAAGAGCUACUACAAUGCAGAGAAAGUGUUUGUGGAUGGAUUCACGUGCCCCAAAUCAGACAGUAAUGCACGGUCAGUUUUUUGUUGCGGUUUUAACGAUGUGAAAUAUUGCUGCGAUGACCCCAACAGUUUUUUCCCUUAUGAGUAUGGAUACAUGUGGUGGCUGAGUCUGGGAGCUCUCGUGGGUCUCUCCAUAGCAGCUGCGGUUCUGCUAGCCUUCAUCAUCACCGUCUGUGUACUCUGCUAUCUGUUCAUUGCCACCAAACCCAGAGGCUUGGACAAUGGGCUCCCCCUCCAAUCUCCAGGUAAUGAGCCAAGUCCACAGCAGGGACCAAGCCAAUGUGUUGCCCCCACCGGUCCACAAGGGCUUCGGAAGCAUUUCCUGAGGGGCAAGUUAGACUGUGACAAUCAACCUCCUGACCCAGAUCGCCUCUUUCAGACGUGCUUCAUGGCUACUGUCACGACAAUCAAUGUAGAAGGUCCUUCAUAGACUGGCAGUGGCACCUCAAACCAGUAUUACAGUUAUUAAUGCUCUGUAAAAACAUUGUUUUUCCUCCUAUUUAACUUUUUUCCGCUUUGGCUGGAAUUGGCUUUUUUCUCUCUCUCUUUCUUCCUUUUGCAGUUCUGUCACUAUAAAUGAUCUACCCCUUUCUUUAUUGAAGCACAGGAAAUGGAAAGAGAGGGGGUUGGAAGCUGAUCAUCAACUGAAAGUGUAAAUAUCUUGAAGAAAUAAGAUUAUAUGUAUAUAUCAAUAUUUCGUUUUCAAGAAGCAGAAUUGAUUCAUUGGUGUUCAGUCGGCUAAGGAAUUACAUCACUAUCAAACUGUUA